This is a messenger RNA of Perkinsus marinus ATCC 50983, 759 nucleotides long. RefSeq lists its product as hypothetical. The record is from RefSeq and is a predicted model, not a curated record. Bases 1 to 759 code for a protein of 252 amino acids. The transcript is spliced from 5 exons. Lineage: Eukaryota; Perkinsozoa; Perkinsida; Perkinsidae.
AUGCCCCGCAAGAUACGACAGUUGAACGUGAAGGAGGAGUUGGAGAUGGAGUGGUUGCGAGAGGUAGCGGAUAAGAUCAAUAGGAAGGAACGGUCGGCUAUAGGGAGACAGGAGAGGAUAAAAGUCGAGAGGGAUGUCGUCAAUGGAGUAGCUCAGGAGAGCUGGUAUUGCAAGCAGCGUAAGGCUCAGCAACGAGUGAAUGCCCUUGAGGGAGAGUUCCGUAAGGGCGCGGGUGAAGGGCUACAUCGCCGAGAGCAGAUCGCAGAUCAGCUGCUCCAGGCUAAGGCUGCUAGAUGGGCAACUCUGCCUGGCAGGGAUACCCUCAAGCAUGCCAAGGCCCUUAGCUCAAGACAAGAGCAGGAGAGGACGGCGGAACGAGAGUCCGUAGAUCAUUUUAAGCGGCAAUUGGUAGCUGAGGACUCAGCCCUCCGACGGCAAGAGAGGCUUUCGAAGGAGAGGCAGCUGUUGCAGACCUUCCAGGGCAUCGAUUGGGGGCACCGACGACAGCGAUUCGUCAACACUCGCGACCUCGUGGAAGAGGACUUCAAGGGCCGAGCUGCUAGGGCCCUCAUAGCCAAGGAGGGCCGUUAUCAAGUGAGGCACGGGAGGAAACAACUCCGCUUGGAGUGGCUUCAAUAUUGUCAGAAGCUCCUAAACCAUCGGCGAGCUAUGAAUGACAUGCUUGCUGCAGAAGCAGACUACCUAUCACGACAGAUCAAUCGUCUGGUUGGGAAGAGGCAUACCAAAGGGCCACGUUGA